Paramecium octaurelia is the source of this 3695-nucleotide messenger RNA. NCBI's taxonomy places the organism in Eukaryota, Ciliophora, Oligohymenophorea, Peniculida, Parameciidae. The record is from the annotation of a GenBank genome assembly.
AUGUAAAACUCAUAAAGCGAAUUGGGGCAACCUGAUCCCUGGUCAUUGUAUUUGCCGUACGACAACAAAUACGAACUCCAAGGAUGUUGCUUCAAGACUCGACCUCAUUGGAGAGACAUGAAAGGUAUCAAAGCAUUAACAACAAGAUAGAACUAUCAUUACAAAUAUUUAAGAUCACGAAUUACCAGAUAACACGAUCAGAACCUGCAAAUACACUCUAUGGACAUUUCUUCCUUUGAACUUAAUGGAAUAAUUUUCAAAGAUGGCAAAUAUCUAUUUUUUGAUCGUCGGAUAUUUGGAAACUAUAGAUUUAGUAUCGAUUACUGAUGGGUAACCUGUUAUCUGGUUUCCUUUGUUUGUAGUCAUUGCAAUAUCAGCAUUUAAAGACUUUUUAGAAGAUCAUAAGAGAUAGCUUUCUGAUCGAGAUGAGAACAAUAGGUAUUCAAUGUUAUGAUUCAAUUCAAGAAUAGCCUUAGUGUUGACACCUUACGGGUUGGUUGAAAAGAAAUGGUAGCAAAUAUUGGUAGGAGACAUCAUCAGAAUAGAAUAAGGCGAAUAUUUCCCUGCUGAUGUGAUAGUCAUCAAAACUAGUGAAAAAGGGUCUUGUUUCAUUGAAACCAAAAAUCUAGAUGGAGAAACCAACCUUAAAAUCAAAAAAUAGCAUAAAGGACUUUAAUUCACCAGGAAUUUAAAUGAUUAUCUAUUACAAAAAGAGCACAUUCUAGUCCACUAUGAUAAACCCAACCCUUAUCUAUAUAAAUUCAAUGGUACAAUCACGAUGCCUCCUGAUCACAAUAGCGAUGGAGAUUAGUCAAGAGAUUCAAUUAUUAAUUACGAUGCCUAACAUAGAAAAGUCCAUUAAUUGGAUGAAGUCAACUUUAUUCUUAGAGGGUGUUCACUGAGGAACACUCAUUGGAUAUAUGGUUUGGUUGUCUAUACAGGAUUUGACACUAAGAUCAUGUUAAAUUCCACCAAGGCCAGACCUAAGUCAAGCACCUUAGAAUCACAGAUGAAUUUCUUUAUUAUUCUAGUAUUUUUUAUGUAAAUUAACAUGAGAUUAAAAUAGAUAAUUAGUAAUCUGCUUGUUCUCAGCUUAAUAUUCAGUGUUUUGGUAAUUAGAUAAUUUUAUGGACAUUCCCUAUUUGGAAUUGGACGAGAAUGAUCUUUAAACUAACAUAGUUUUUAGAACAAUGGAAAGAUGGGGAACUUGGUUAUUGAUUUAUACUAAUUUUGUUCCAAUAUCUUUGUUAGUGACUCUAGAAAUGGUAUGAAAAUAAUUUGGUAUCUAGUGUAGGUUAAAUAUUUACAAGGUAUGAUGAUAGAAAAUGAUAAUUAGUGUAAGUCAUAAAAUCAUAGAACCGAAGUGCAAACUUCAAAUCUAAAUGAAGAAUUGGGUAAUGUCAAAUAUAUGUUCACUGAUAAAACGGGAACUAUUACAAAGAAUUUGAUGGAGUUCAAAACCAUAUCAAUACAUGGGAAAUCAUACGGGAAUGUUAGUAAUAGAAGUUAAAUUUUAAACAGUGAUGACAUAACACACAUGCCUUAAGUGACCAAUGUGGACUUUAGAGACAAACAACUAUUCAAUGAUUUAAAUUAGAAUGACGACCACUCUAGAAGAAUAGUAGAAUAUUUUAUGCAUCUUGCUUUAUGUCAUACAAUAUUAGUGGAAUACGAGUAAGGCAAAAUUAAGUAUAAUGCAUCUUCACCAGAUGAACUAGCCUUACUUAUGGGAGCAAAGUUUUGUGGAUUUGAGUAUGUAGGGUUGGAUGAUGGAAUGAUGAUUGUCAAGUAUAAAGAUUAGUUGUUAAAAUAUAAGUUAUUAUAAGUGUUGGAGUUUAGUUCAGCAAGAAAGAGGAUGUCUGUUAUCGUUUAAGAUUAGAAUGAUCAAAUUAUGUUACUAUGUAAGGGAGCUGAUUCAAUGAUAAUCAAUUUGCUCGAUAAAUCGAAUAGAUAAAAUUAGGAGUUAUUGUCAAUCACAGAGUAACAUUUAGAGUAAUAUGCUGAAAAGGGAUUGAGGACUCUACUGUUGGCAUAAAAAGAGUUGAGCAAAUAGCAAUAUGACGAAUGGAUUAAUAAAUAUCUCUAGGCAGGUUUAACGACUAUUAAUAGGGAAGAAUAGUUGCUAAGUUUAUAAGAUCAAAUAGAAACUAAUCUUGUUUUGAUUGGAGGAACUGGAAUUGAAGACAAGUUAUAAGAUGAUGUUGGUAGUACCAUGUAGAAAAUAUUGAAUGCAGGCAUUAAGAUAUGGGUAUUAACAGGAGAUAAAUUAGAAACUGCUAUAAAUAUAAGUUAUGCUUGUAAUUUGUUGAAUGAUUCUCAAUAAAAAAUUGUGAUUUAAUCAGAUGAUUAAUUUGAAGCCUAGUUUAAAAUAAACUCAGGUUUAGAUUUAUUAAAAACUCAAUUCUAAAACCAUUCAACUGCUUUAAUUAUUUCUGGUGACUCUUUAAUCCAUUUAGAUGAAAAGUAUCUCAUUAAACUCAUAGAGUUGGCUAAAUAAUGUCAUACUGUUAUAGCUUGCAGAGUAUCCCCCAAAUAAAAGUAAGAAUUAGUGCAAUUAGUGAAGGAUAACAUAUACAAUAUAGUGACUAUGGCUGUAGGAGAUGGAGCAAAUGAUGUAAAUAUGAUAACAGCAGCCAACAUAGGAAUAGGAAUCAAAGGAGUUGAAGGUAAUUAAGCAGCAAGGGCAGCAGAUUACUCAAUUGGAGAAUUCAGAAUAUUACAAUAACUACUACUCUAUCAUGGAAGAGAAUGUUAUAGAAGAAACCAGGUUCUGGUUGGAUACAACUUUUACAAAAAUCUCCUCAUUGUAUUACCACACUUUUGGUUCUCAUUUUACAAUGGAUUUUCACCUCUUAAUUUAUAUGAUCCGUGGCUUUAUCAAUUUUAUAAUAUGUUCUAUACAAGUGUGCCCAUAAUGGUGUAUGCAAUCUUGGAUUAACAAUAUUCAUCUAAAUUUCUAUUAAAAAGUAUACACAUUAUAUAUAUCCUUAGAUCCAUAACUAUAUCAAACUAAUAAUAAAGUGACUCUGCUCACUUUCUUUUUCUGGUUUUGCUCUGGUGGAAUACAAUCAGCCAUUGUUAUUUAUGCAGUAUUUCCAUCAAUGGAGUAAACAAGCAUAGACAAAGAAGGAAGAAUCCUCUUUCUUUCCUCAGUAGGCAUGGCAGUAUUCUGCUAUGCAAUUAUAAUAGUGAAUCUGAAGGUCUUUGUCUUCUCUUAUAUGAAUUCCAUAGGGUCUAUGCUAUUUAUAUUUGGCUCUAUAAUUCUGUAUUUGCUAACCUACAUGGUUUUGUCUUAAUUCACAGACAGAUUAGAUGUUUCGCACACAUUCAUACACUUAUUUUCUAAUAUCUAAUUUUACUUCAUUUUGAGUGGAAUACUUGUUUUAACUAUUCUGUUCGAUCUAGCAUUAUCAAGAUGGUCAAUAUUCUCGGAAUAAUAACUAUUUGAAAUCCAUAGAGUAAGGGAUGCUUAAGAGCCAGCUUCAUCAGAAAAGUCAAGAUUUGGAAGCACUCCACCUUCAUCAUUGAUGCCUCCUGAUAAAUUUGAGAACUUAUUCUAAGAAGAAGAGGAAGUCUAUGAUGAUACAUCAGUUCUUCUACCAGUUAAGCCAGUCAAAACUAGGAAAUACACUGGUUAUGCCUUUGCUUAGCAAGAGAAGAAGCUAGAUGAAGCCCUUAGGAAUGCAGAGAAUUGA